Messenger RNA from Malassezia pachydermatis, 855 nucleotides. RefSeq lists its product as hypothetical. The record is from RefSeq and is a predicted model, not a curated record. The transcript has a single exon. NCBI's taxonomy places the organism in Eukaryota, Fungi, Basidiomycota, Malasseziomycetes, Malasseziales, Malasseziaceae. Bases 1 to 855 code for a protein of 284 amino acids.
AUGGGCAAGCGUCUUCGCAAGCGCGUGUCCAAAAAGGCGCGUACAGAGUCGCACCAGCCCGACGGGAGCGACGACGUGAUCGGCGCAGCGACGGAUGUGCCUAGCGUGCAGCCGAUGCCGACCGCUACGACCCUCGUAGCGCCUUCCUCACCCCCACGCGCGACCGACCAGGCGGUAGGCGACGUGCCAGAGACAAUGCCCAGGUCACAGGCACAAGAGCCCGACGAUGAGGGCGAAGCAAGCAAGAAGCGCAAACGUACACGCAAACGCAAACGUGCGAAUGCACCGCAGGCAGGCCCAGAUCCAGCUACCAUCGACGGCCUUAGCGAUUCCGCUGCCAAGGCUAUCGCGUAUACCCAGCUCUAUUUCCGCGAGAAGAGUGCAUGGAAAUUCAUGAAGCAGAGACAGAACUGGCUUCUGCGCCAUGUGCUAUGGUCGCAGGAGCUUAUCACGCUGGGCCACCAGCUUGCUGAGCAGGCUACGUCGCUCUCUGCGCUCGGCGAGGACGUGCGUGCGCGUCUACCUCCUGCUGUGCCAGUGCCUGAAGAAGGGCAUUGGGUACCUGAUGAACACGUGUCUGUGGUGGCGGUGUACCUGCACAGUAUGAUGGGCCUGGCCAAAGAGCGCUUGGUCGCGUCGCUGCAAGCGGCCUUGGACGUGCCUUCCAUCCCAGACGCUGCGCCGUUGACCGAGGUAACGGACGCGGCCAAGGCACCUGCUGGGGCAGCACCGACCGACGCUGAACCGACUACCUCGACGUCCUCCUCGCCGCCCAACGAACUUGCACGGCAAUGGCUCACAUUGCGUGCUGCACGUGCUCAGCAACUGCUGGAUGGGAUGCAGACAUGUGAGUGA